This is a messenger RNA of Prorocentrum cordatum, 1201 nucleotides long. Lineage: Eukaryota; Dinophyceae; Prorocentrales; Prorocentraceae. The record is from the annotation of a GenBank genome assembly.
AGACACUUUUGGCUCAAGUCUUGGUGCAAGGCUCUGAAAGUAUCUCUGCCCCCCAGCGAACAGAAUGCUGUUGCUCCUCCAUGGCGUCCGUGCUGGGCGUGGUGUCUCUCGUGAUCAGCAGCCUCUACGAGGCCUUGGUGCUUGCCUUCCCCGGCCUGAUCAAACUGCUUCCCUGCCACCCGAUGCAACCGAUCUUGAAGUUUGCCUUCGGCGUCACCUACGGCCCCUUCUACGGCCUGUCCGGCGAUCUGCUCCGAAGCGCGGACGGUGCAUCCAUCAUGGCGGCGGGCCUGGGAUUGCUGGCCGCGCUCUGGGGUGAGCAGCAGUUGGGGCUCCUGGGCCCGGAAGGGCCCGGGUCGCUCCUCGGCCUGGCUCAGUCACCGGUCGUCUGCGCGUUUUGCGGAUCGGCCUGGAUCUUCUUCCACGCCGCUGCGUCCCACAUCGCGGUCGGAGACAAGUCAGGCGCGGCCCCACCUGCCGUCUCGGGCGCCGUGGCCGUGGCGCUGCUGGUCUGCCGCCUGGUGGUGAGCCCCGUGAACCUCGCCCUCGUCGGGGCAUUCGCGGUGGCAUCCCUGCUGCUGCUGGUCGCCAUGCUGACCAUGCGCACCCUGUACGGUGCGCCCACUGCGGAGAUCGCGGAGAAGUACCUCGAGGUGAAGAAGGCCUUCGAGGGUGACGCCGCCGCACCCGGUCCAUCCAUGGAGCCACUCGCCGGGGGGGAGGCGUGACCGGCGCGCUGUCUUCUUCCUCUCAUCAUCCUCCCCCUUCGUUUUGCCAAUCGUGCUCCCCUCUGGAGGCUGGCCAGAUGGAGCAUUCCUUGGACUCGGUUGAGUGCAGCCUGGCGCGGCAAUGCCCAGCGCAUGCAGCAUGCACUGUCGCCUCCUCUCUUGGAAAGCUUGUUCAAUUUCUUUCUGGGGCUGCUAUGGCUUUUGAUCUAUGGCAGUUUUCGUUCGUGCGGGCACAGUCUCCUGCUGGUGGUCGCCAGUUUUACCAUGUCACGUAUUUCGACGCUGUAUUCACAGGGCUAAAUGCCCUGCAUUUACGUGUAUGCGGCAGCAUGCGUACAUGCGUUGGCAUCCAACGCUACGAGGCUGCGGCAGCAGCUAGAGCUCCGUUGGAGCUUUGUUUGACACUCGGCUGAGAGAUGCUUGGCGCGGCGCUGACUAGCGCAGGCCCACACUAGUUGACUCCUCUGGUGGAA